Messenger RNA from Arabis nemorensis, 828 nucleotides. Lineage: Eukaryota; Viridiplantae; Streptophyta; Magnoliopsida; Brassicales; Brassicaceae. The record is from the annotation of a GenBank genome assembly.
AUGGAUCGUUAUUCGAGGAGGAAUAUAGAGGAUCUUGUUGUGCCUAACUAUCAAGAAACAUCAGAUUCAUUCCCAUCUCCUGAUGUUUGGAGUGGUGGAUGGAACAUGAACACAUCAGAAGCAGCUGCAGAGAAAUGUUUUGAUUACGAUGUGAUUAACAAUGGUUUCAGUGGAGGAUUAUACAGUCAGAUAGAUAUGGAGAAGAGUGAAGAACUACUUGUAAAAGAAGAAGCAAAGAGGUUAAAAUCUAGUGGUGAUGGUUGUUUCUAUAACUCAGCUUCUUCGCUUCAUGAUUUCGAUGGGAUCCAACAGAUGGAUGACAUGUUCUUAAGUUCCAUUUUGGAGGAUGUUCCAGGGAAUGAGAAUCUUGAUUCUUUCAAGGAGUCGGAUAAUUACAACAGUUCCGGUUCUUCCUCUGCGUAUCUCGAUGGUCGGGAAGUCCCCAUGUUCAAUUACAACUGGGAAACUUGUCAAGACAUGCCUUUUAUGAUCUCGGAUUUGUGCGAAAUGAACAUGGAGGAACCGUCUGCCGAAGAAGUUGUAUUGCAGGAUUUACAGAGAGCUUCAGAAAUGUUGACUGAUGAUACCCGCAAGUGCUUCCGCGAUACAUUUUACCGGCUUGCGAAGAACUCACAACAGAAAUCGGAAUCAGACAACACAACAUCAGAUGAGUUCCUUGAGGAUAGAACAAGUAGGAACAGAAACCAGAAGAUGGAAUCGGAAACAAACUCAAUCGACAGAGCGAUCGCAAAUCUCACAUUCAACAAGAUGGAAUCAAACAUGAGAAAUUUGCCUCCACCAAAGAGAUUAUCUUCUAUUCAAGGCUAA